Molecule: messenger RNA, 2788 nt
Organism: Megachile rotundata (alfalfa leafcutting bee)
Lineage: Eukaryota; Metazoa; Arthropoda; Insecta; Hymenoptera; Megachilidae
Gene: Pof
Product: RNA binding domain-containing protein painting of fourth
Molecular function (GO): RNA binding
Source: RefSeq, a predicted model, not a curated record
CAUCUUGGCUAACUUCAGUACAUUCUCCACUAUUUAUAUAUAUAGUGUUAUCUAGUUAAUAUACGCUUUCUUCUUCAUUGGUCAUAUACACGAUGGAUAAAAAUAUAUGAAUAGAAAGGAAAAGAAGUAAUGCAAGUAGAAUAGAAAAUAAAAUAUCACUUGGUAUGCAUAGCGUUACGAAUGUCGCAAACGCGCAUGUCACGUUGUUCUUGGUUACGAAGAGAGUUAACAUGCGCAGAGUGAAUAAAAACUUGUCGCUUGAUGAGUAUGAUCUUCCAUGAAAUGGAUGUAUUAUAUUUUAAUCAUUCAAAUAUGUUAUAUGUUUAAAGUCAAUUACAAAACUUCAGCGUUUUUUUCGCAAUGCCAUGUAUGGUUAGAAAAAUAAAUAUAAAUUAUUUUCAUAAUAUUUAGUGUCUGUUUAGUAUAAAAAGUUAAGCAUAAGGAUUGGUAGUCCUGUGUGUAUAGCAGUUGAUAGCAGUUUGACACUAACCACUCUCGUAGUCCUAUAUGAUGUAUUUACAUUACAAGUUAGAGAACGUAAUUUUUCUCUAAAUAUUAUCAGCGCUUUUCUCUACAUUAUGAAACGUUCGUAAUGGUAUUUUUAAGGAAGAUAACAGAUGAAAAUGGAGAAACAAAGCGAUCUUUUGUCAAGCAGGAGUGUAUUAAUUUUGGAUAUGAAGGUUCCUAUCCUGUUUUUACUUCAUCAUCUUCAACCUCUUCAACUGUCACACAACCUUUGCCAGGGCAACCACCAUUACCUCCAAUGCCUCCACCUUCUACUGGUGUUCCACCACCUCCCCAUGUAUUUGGACCAGUGCCUUCUCAAGUUACACCUAUACAAGCAUGGACACAUCCUCCUACACCAUGGCAAUGGAUAACACCUCAAACAUCACCUUUACCACCUCCACAUCCACGUGACAUGACUACAAACACGUUCCAAAGAGAACUGCCUCUAAGAGGUAACUACAUACGACGUGAAAGGUUUACUCAUAAUAGAAGCAAUAUAUAUGUUCAACGAAGUAACUUUCAUCGUAAAAAUAGACGCCUUGCACGGUUUGGACAAUCUCAGGGUCAGUUUGAUCAAGCAGCAUAUUUUGGCGCAACAUUGAGUAAUACUCUUGGUUUGGAAUGGCAGAGAAAUAAUUACACUGCAUCUACUGGUGAUGCUAUUAUGAGUCAUAUGCCUGUUCCUCUUCCUAAUCAUCCUCUACCUCCUAUACCUCCAGGGAUUUUAACAAAUAGACACGGGGAAGAAACAUCGGAUCAGGAUGUAAAAAUUGUGUUGGAAGAAGUUGUAGUUAAGAAAAAUAAGCAAAGAAAACCUAUGUCCCAAAGUUAUCCUAGUCGACCAUGGAAUAGAGAAGAUGCAGAAAGAGCUUUAAAAAUAGAAAAUGAAUACAAUAAAACAGUUAAAGCUCAGAGUUUAAUAAUAAAGUUUCCAGAUCCUGAUUUAAAUAAAGAUAUUGUUAGAGAAUUUCAUCCUGGUAUACAAAAUAUACACUUUCAAAGUCCCAGUGGUCCUAGAUACUGCUUUAUACAAAUGGCAGAAAGUGUUAAUAUCGACGAAGCUAUAAAAGACUUGGAAAAGAUACCUUUUGGGGUAGGCCAUUUAAAGGUUGAAAGGAAAUCUUUGAGAGAUGAGGAUAAUCCAAUGCCUGAGGAAAUAGAUCCUUACACAUUAUAUAUAGGAAAUUUACCAGAAUCUGUUAAUGUUAACGAAGUAAAAAGUAAAUUUCCUACAGCUGCUCGUGUAGAUGUCGGCUAUGCACAGAAGAUGAGAAAUACACGAUAUGCUUUCAUACGAUAUAAUAGUGUUGAUGAAUCUAUAUCUGCAUAUAAGCAAGCACAUGAUUUAAUGUGGGAUACCAGAAGUAUUAUUGUUAGAUUUAGGAGGCAGCGGGGUAAUACUUGUCUUCCUGGAGAACCUAAGCCUAAUGUUAAAAAAGUUAAAGAAGAAUUAACUAGUAAUUCACAAGUAAAAAAGGAACAGAAAGCUAAUCAUGUUGAUAAAAAUAUAACAAAAUCAGAUACAGAUGUAGAAAGUAGGUUACAAGAUAAUUCUAGUAAAGUACAGAAUAAAGUAUCGUCUCAGAGUCAGGAACAAAACACAAAUUUACAAUCUCCUUCGUCUUCUACACCAACCUCUAUUGCGUCGGUUAAAUCAGCGCAACAACAACAGCAGCAGCCAUGGACUGAUCAAUUACCUCAAAUACCUUCAGCAUCUGAAGCUCCUCCACCUUGUUCGUCUAACAGAGAAUCAGUUGGGGAAACGAUAAUGCUCACAGAAAUCAAAGAGGAACCAGAAGACUAUGAAGAAAUGGAAAUGUCUUGUAAUAUUAGAUCUGAUGAGGACAUAGAUGACGAUGAUGACGAUGAUGACGAUGACGAUGAUGAAGAAGAAGUAGACGAUUCAGAUGAUAACGAUGAUGAUAACGAAGAUGAUUAUGAAGAAGAAAAUGAUAUAGAAGACACGGAUGAAAGUGGAAGCUUAUUUAACGACAAACACAAAGAAAUCACGAAAGAUAAUGAACCCUCAGAUCAUCUUGACCAGAUGUUCAGCGAAUUGGAAAAUAUGGCUGGUGAUAUUGGAUUCUAAUACAUUUCACGAAUUUGUAUUUCUUCCGUAUUGAUCAAUCUUUGAUUUUUGAACGAUUUAAUACCAUGCAUAAUGUGUAAAUACCUCUAGUUUAAAAGUGUUAAGAGUGAGACUGCAUUUAUUUAAACGUAAUUCAGUAAUCGAGUCGUAUUUAAAUAUUUUUGUACUUGUACGUUUUUAUUUUAUAAAUUU